Molecule: messenger RNA, 1116 nt
Organism: Eruca vesicaria subsp. sativa (arugula)
Lineage: Eukaryota; Viridiplantae; Streptophyta; Magnoliopsida; Brassicales; Brassicaceae
Source: the annotation of a GenBank genome assembly
AUGGCGGCGAUUAUCCGGUGCUGCUCCUCCUUCUCCCAUUCUUCCGGCGUCCGUCCUCCGCCGCACGAAAAUAAUUCUCGAGGUUCAGCGACUGGAAAGUUAGCUACAUCUGUAGACUACUCCUUAGUCAGAACACCUGGAGCACAUCAUCUUAUCUCCAAGAUUAAACCUUUGUCUACCAAUUCCAAUGAGCGUGAAAGCAAGGGAAUCUUACAAACACCAUUUAGCAGCGUAGAAACUUUUGACAAGUUAUCAUCUUUUGAGAUGUGGCAGGGAAUUGGGAGGCACAAGUUACCUAUGAUGGCAGUGUUGUUGACAAACUCCCUUCUCAUGGGUACACCUCUUGAAGCUUUGGCUGCUGAGAUAUGUGAGCCUGAGAGUUCCAUCUUCAACAUGCCGGUUUUGUUGCUUGUAGCACUUGUUGGAGCCACUGUUGGAGGGUUGCUUGCUCGGCAGAGGAAAGGGGAGUUACAGAGGCUGAACGAACAACUACGACAGAUCAACACAGCUCUUAGGAGACAAGCCAAAAUCGAAUCUUACGCACCAGGGUUAAGUUAUGCACCAGUAGGAGCUAGAAUCCCAGCAGAGAGUGAGAUCAUUGUGGAUCCAAAGAAACAAGAGUUGAUUUCAAAGCUGAAAACAGGGAAGACCUUUCUGAGGAAUCAAGAACUAGAGAAAGCUUUUUCAGAGUUCAAGAUAGCGUUGGAACUUGCUCAGAGUCUCGGAGACCCUAUUGAAGAGAAGAAAGCUGCGAGAGGGUUAGGCGCUUCACUGCAACGUCAAGGGAAGUAUAGAGAAGCUAUACAGUAUCACAACAUGGUUUUAGCCAUCUCGAAUAGGGAAGGAGAAGAUUCUGGAAGCACUGAAGCGUAUGGAGCUAUUGCAGAUUGUUACACUGAGCUGGGAGAUCUUGAGAAAGCUGGGAGUUACUAUGACACCUACAUUGCUCGGUUAGAAACAGACUGAUUCAUCUGCAUUGUCUUUUUUUUGUGUGUUUGUUGUGUUCAUGUCAAGUCACAUAAAAUGAAGAUUUAUACCCUUUUUGAAUGUAAUUUUAUUUGUCUUACAAUCCAUAGCAAAGUAUACAAUCCAUAGCUGGGUUAGGUUUGUUGUGUU